AUGGGUGUUUGGGGUAACCUUUACUCCGAUUCAUUGUCAAAACUGGACCAAGUAACUGAUCUCAAAAUUCUUGCAAAUAAUUUAAGCGAAAUCGAUUCAGGAGCGAUUUGUGCAAACCCAAGUUUGAAAAAAUUUGAGUUAGUGUUAGGCCCUGAAACAAGUCUCCAAAAACUGACAAAAAGUCACUUCCACAAUUGCCAGAAUUUGGAAGAAGUUUCAAUCGUUGGUAUUUACAAAAACUCAUCGACUUCGAUCGAAAAAGGAGCUUUCGAGGACUUGACCAACUUGAAGAAUCUCAAUCUUGCAAAUUUGGAGAUUCCACAUUUGACACACAAUUUUUUCAAAAACCUGAACUCUUUGACACACUUAUCAGUGAGGAAAUGCGGGAUUGAAAAACUCGAGUCUGGUGUUUUUGACGAUUUGAAGAACAUUGAAGAAAUUGCGAUUUUCUUCAACAAGUUUACAACCCUGCCGGAGAAUUUGUUCAAAAACAACGGCAAAGCGAAGCGGGUGGUUUUGUUUUCGAACAAUAUCACUGAUUUGACGUGGGACGAGUUCGCAGGGCUGGACUCAGUGACCGAUCUUUUGAUUGGGCGCAAUUCAGUCGCACAUUUCGACGCUGGAAAAAUAGCGAAACACAUGCCACAAUUGAGAGAGCUUAACAUGGAGCUAAACCCGAUUUCGUGCGAAGAAAUCGAACAAUUCGCCAAGGAAUUGACGUCGAAGUUGAACCACACUGUGAAAGUCACACACAUGUCCGAUCCCUCAGCCCCCAAUUCUUGUAUUUACCAAUAA
Messenger RNA from Tribolium castaneum (red flour beetle), 795 nucleotides. Its product is annotated as leucine-rich repeat-containing protein 15. Gene Ontology annotation, cellular component: plasma membrane. The coding region runs from base 1 to 795 and encodes 264 amino acids. The record is from RefSeq and is a predicted model, not a curated record. Lineage: Eukaryota; Metazoa; Arthropoda; Insecta; Coleoptera; Tenebrionidae. The transcript has a single exon.